AUGGAUACCGCACUUUCCGUGGCAGUGGAGAAUUUCUUGAGUAGAGUAUCCCAUUCACACCCGCUUAAUCCGAAGCUAUCUGGAAUGUUCUCAGCAAACCGUCAGCUAAGGAUGCAUGUGAAGGACCUGAUACAACAAAAUGACCAAGCUGGCAUUAGACCGAGUAAGACAUACCAGGCACUAGCCAAUGCCGUCGGUGGCCCUGCCAAUCUCACCUUUACAGAGAAGGAUGUUAGAAAUUACAUUAGUCGUCACUUACGCAUUUCCGGGGAUGAGACAGAUCCAAAAGAGUUACUUAAGCACUUCUCACGGAUGAAGGAGCUCAAUCCGAACUUUUUCUUUGAAAUAGAUAUGGACGAAAACCAUAGCAUUAGAAAUGUAUUUUGGGCCGAUGCUUGGUGUAGAGCUGCAUGGGAAUAUUUUGGUGAUGUUGUGACGGUUGACACUACUUACAAGACUAAUAGGUAUGACAUGCCAUUUGGGUCUUUCGUAGGUGUCAACCACCAUGGGAUGUUUACGCUUCUUGGAUGUUAUUUUAUAGUCAAUAUGGAUAUUGCACUUAUGGAUAUGUUUGCUGACCGACACAUGUGGGUGCCAGUAUUUUUCAAGGACGAAUUCUGGGCUGGCAUGAGGAGCACACAGCAUAGUGAGAGCAUACAUUCAGUUUUCGAUAAGUACUUAAACAGUAAGAGCUCUUUGUUGCAAUUUGUUCGCCAAUACCAAAACUGUGUUAUAGACAAGGAGCAAAAGGAGCUUGAGUGUGACGCUGCUGAUUUAAGGGGUAUUAUCCCUUGUGUUUCUAGCUCACCAAUAGAGAAGCGAUUCCAGAGAGAAUAUACAAACUCCAUGUUUCGAGACGUUCAGGAUCAAUUUAUCAAAAAGGCCGAUUGUGACAUCUCCUCAGUCAACCAUCAUGGCACAAGUAAAGUUUGUGAAGUUGACCAACAAAAGAUGGUGUUUGACAUUCUUGUUGUUCUCCUACAUUUUCGUGUGAUAGCAGUGUCCUCACAAUACAUUCUAUCCCGAUGGAGUAAGAAUGUUAGUCGGAGACACACAUACAUCAUGAGUAGCAUUGACAUGGACCGUUCUGAUGAAAGCAUGACCAUUUUUAGGGAAUUGUGUUCUGAUUUUUACAACGUUGCUCAGGAUUUCGUGGCUACUCCGGAGGUUGCUGCUAUAUUGCGUGAUGCCAUGGACAGUGCUCGGCAGAAGCUCAAAGAACACAAGGAAUCCGAGCAUCAAGCUGCACAUGAAGCAUUUUUGAAGGAUUCGAAGUUUAACAACACUACAAAUCAUAAGCAUUAG
Arachis ipaensis is the source of this 1305-nucleotide messenger RNA. Its product is annotated as protein FAR1-RELATED SEQUENCE 5-like. The record is from RefSeq and is a predicted model, not a curated record. Lineage: Eukaryota; Viridiplantae; Streptophyta; Magnoliopsida; Fabales; Fabaceae.